AUGGUGCACCAGAUGUCCAUGGGCCAUCGCUUCAUCCAGGAGCAGUUCAAUAUCACUCCGCGCGUUGCAUGGCAGAUUGACCCAUUCGGCCACUCCGCCACCCAGGCUAGCCUCAUCACCUCGCAGGCUGGCUUGGACGCCUUUAUCUUUGGUCGAGCGGACUACAAGGACAUGGAGAAGCGCAAAGCAGAGCAGAAGAUGGAGUUUGUGUGGCGGGCGGGCACAGGAGCGCCCAGGGAUACGCAGGUGUUCACUGGGAUUCUGUACGACGGGUACUACUCGCCACAGGAGUUCCGCUACCAGCAGACAGACAGCCCAGAGUACCGAUUCAGGGACUGGCCGAACGAGAGAAAUCCCAACGUGGAGCAAUUUGUGAACUUCUUUGUUCAGGAGACAUUGAACAGGGCGCGGGCGUUCCGCACGAACCACCUGCUGUUCCCCAUGGGCGAGGACUUCUCGUUCAACGAGGCCAUCAUGUGGUUCAAGAACAUGGACAAGCUCAUUCACUACGUCAACCUGGAUGGCCGGGUCAAUGCCCUCUACUCCACGCCGUCCCUCUACGUGGACGCCGUCCAAAAGGAGAACAAGACGUGGCCUCUCAAGACGGGUGACAUGUUCCCUUAUGCCGACGCCCCGAACUUUGUCUGGACGGGGUAUUUCGCCAGCCGGGCAAACUUCAAGCGUUAUGCUCGCGCCUGCAGCUCCCUGCUGCUGGCGACCACAAUUCUCGAGGCUGCGGUGGGCAAGACCGAUCUGAGGGACUGGGGGCUGAAGACCCACAGGAUGAUCGCUACAGACGAGUUUCUGUUCGACAAUCACCUGGGAAAGAACCUGAAAGCCACCAGCGGGGCGGAAGGGGCAGAUAGCAGUGGAGUUGGGGGAGAGGGUGGGGGAGGAGGGAGUGGAGAAAGGGGAGAGGGGGGGAAUGUGGACAGUGGUGAGUGGGAGGAGUGGGAGAGGGUGGGUGCGGGUGCGAGGAGGAGGAGGGUGGCGUCAACGUUUCCUUUGGAGGAGGCAGUGGCGGUGGCACAGCACCACGAUGCCAUCACAGGAACGGCCCAGCAGCACGUGAAUGAUGACUACACACUCCGCCUGCACCGAGCCGCGCAGGAGGUGAGGAAAAAGGGGGGUAGGGGGUUUGGGAAUGGAAGAAGUGGGAGAAGGGGCUUAGAUGACAGAGCAGCACAAGAGGCCUCCACUGUAGUAGCAGCUGCUCUCGUUCACCUCAUCACCCAGGCAACCCCCAUCGCUCUCCGAACGCGCCCCUCCUCCCCAACACCCAGCUCGCUUCCCAAUGAUCCAUCCCGUGCCUUCUUCACACCCACUGCCGACCCAACAAUGGGACCGUCAGACUUCCCUCCCUUCAAUUCCCAGCCUGGUGACCCCACACUUGAUCCUGCUCAGUUACAAGCCGAGCCAUGGGCUCCUGUGGACCCGAAUCAGCCCCAGUCGUUUCCCGAGAAAUCAACCCUCGGAACUGUGAGUCCGUUCGAUCCGCCUAUGCCGGAGGGUAGCGAGCCUGACCCGCUGUUCUCUCAACUGCACCCAGAAUUGACUCAGGGUGAUGCAGGCUCGAAUGAGGGGGAGCCGCAGCACUCAGUGGAUGUGCCUUCGUUCUUCCCUUACCAUCGCCAAGUGCCCCCUGUUGAAGAGACACUCCAGUCGCAGCAGAGAGUGCAAUGGACAGAUGAGAACGCGCAGGAACGGCCCACAGGGCCCGUUGAUGUUCACGGUCCACAAGAGGAGGUUUCGCCUGGGAGACGGGGGCAAGAGAUGGUGCUGGGUGGAAGGGAUACCAGCACUGCGGGAGAGAGUAGCAGAGUGGUGGGUGGGGAAACGGGGAGGGAAGGGAGUGGCGCAGGCAGCAGCAACAGGGGAAGGCGGCUUCUGAGGGAGGGACGGAGUGCGAGCGAUGUGCGCCAAGGGAAGGAGGACAGCGAGCAAGCGAGCGUUGAGGGUGGUGAUCGAAGGAGUGCAAGCGAGGGAGGGGCGACGCACGAUAUGCCUGUGCUGGACUUUCAAAUGUGUCCGCUGCUCAACCUCUCCUUCUGCCCCCCAUCUGAAACCAACCUCAGCCAAGACCAAGUGCUGGUGGUGACUGUGGUCAACCCACUAGGGUGGCCCCGCACUGAAAUCGUUCGGUUCCCGGUGUCCUCGCCAUCGGUCCUCGUGACAGACUCGUCCAACUCCCCCAUCCCGGCUCAAAUCGUCACCGAAACCCUCGUAGACCCCAACACACGCGCCUUCUACGUUGCUGCAUACAAUGGCCAGUUGCCCCAGGAGCCCCAGCAGUCUCAGCAGCAGCCCCAGCAGCCAGGGCAGCAGGAGGGGCAAACGGAUGGGGGUCAGGUGCAGCAGGAGGGGCGGGCUGUGUCAGUUGUGUUCCGUGCCGAGGUGCCUCCUCUUGGUUACGCCACCUUCUUCCUCACUGCCGUGUCACCAGGCACACAAGGGGCAGCUGUCAUCAGCACUACAGAGUCUGCAACAGUCCCUGCCCUCAAAGGCCCCGCAGGCCCUUCCUCUGAAAAUAUUGUUCUAGGGGGCUUCAAGGCCAACCCAUCUUCUGGUGGAGCGGGUGCUGCUGGCGAGGCUAUCGGUGCAGGCAGGGAUUGGGAUACCGCACUGCGAGUGACGUUUUCCAAGGCAGCGUAUGGCAUGACACAGAUGGAGCUCGUUCGGCAGACUGAUGGCGGGCAAGUGACUGUGGAUGUGGCAAAGCCUGUCAAGUCGGAUGUAUUGGAGUAUGUCACACAAAAGGGUGGUGCCUACAUCUUUGACCCCACUGCUGAAGCAGCCAAACUGACUCAGAGAGACGACCAGGUGUCCAUCCGUGUCCAGCGUGGACCAAUCGUGGAAGAGUUCUCUCGACAAGUUGCCCCAUGGGUCUCAGAGACCUUCCGGGUGUACCCAGAGUGUGACUAUGCCGAACUGCACUACGUGAUCGGACCUACCCCCGAGGACAACAAGGGUCACGAGGUGGUGACCCGUUUCGCAGCUCCCAUCAGCAGCAAUAAGACCUUUUUCACUGACUCUAACGGCAGGCGUUACCUCAAACGGAUUGUGGACCAUCGAGCAGAUUGGGAGCUUACAGUCACCGAUCCCAUCGCAGGCAAUUUCUAUCCGGUGACGGUGGGCGUGUUCAUCGGGGAUGGCGAGUCACAGCUGUCGCUGUUGGUGGACCGAGCAGCCGGUGCUGCCAGCCUGGCAGCCGGACAGCUCCAAGUCAUGCUGCACCGGGCACUGGUUACAGUGGACAUGAAGGGAGUGGGGGAGAUCCUCAAUGAGCAGAUCUCAUUCAAUGGCAACAAUCAGCGCCUCAUGGUCAUAGGCUCUAUCCGCUUUGGCCUGCACCCAGGGGGCAGCACAGCGGUGGGAGAUGAGGAGCAACCUACUGCAACCACUUCAGCCGUUGCCCCUGCUGAUGCUGACGCCACCACUGAAACACCCCCGCAUGGAAGACGAGGGGCUGAAACGGAGGGAGGAGGGAGCAAAGAUGAGGCGCCUCUGGGUGUCUCAGGGAUGGGCCGGCCUAGGGAGAGGCGUGGAGGGGAGAGGCAGGAGGGAGAGGGGGAGAGGAAGGGGCAGGGGGCGCAGUGGAGGAGGGUGCACGCCCAGCGCCUUAUUGCCCCUCUGCAGCUGGCGUUUGCUGUGGAGACAAAGGAGGCCAUAAGAGCAGCGGAGGCAACCCACAGGUGGCGUUACUCCAUCUCGCAGGGAGAACGUGCCAGCAAUUCUCGCACACCCAAGUCUGCUUACUCCCUGCCACCCAACGUUGCUGUCAUCUCCUUCCAGCCGCGAGAGGGUAGCGGAAAUGAAACCCCCUGUAGCGCGGAUGGCGAUACUCGAGAAAGCGAUGCAGUCACGACUGCCACAGCAGAAGCAGCACGGCGAGGCGAAACGAGUUGUGCUGUCCCAGCAGCAGUAGAACGAAGCGCGGGGUCGGUAACGGUGGAUUACUCGGUGCUUAUGAAGCGAAUGCUGACGACGGGGUUUCAGGCCACGUGUCUGGGGCAGGCGAUUAAUGAAGUCAACAGAAUGCUUGCGUGGCGGCUGAGCGACGACCCACCCAAGCCGGACGAUACAGAAGAGGAGAGGGACCCAGCCUUCCGGUCGUCGGUGCGGUGCAAGAUCUUCCUGGGCUUCACAUCCAACCUCAUGAGCUCGGGGCUCCGAGAGACCUUCUGCUUCCUCGCAAAGCACAAACUGGUGGAUGUGAUUGUGACAACAGCGGGGGGCAUAGAGGAGGACGUGAUAAAGUGCCUGGCGCCCACGCUCCUGGGCGACUUCUCCCUGGCGGGGAAGGACCUGCGGGCCAAGGGGCUCAACCGCAUAGGCAACCUGCUCGUGCCGAACAACAACUACUGCCUCUUUGAGGACUGGGUGCUGCCCGUGCUGGAUGCUUGUCUUGAGGAGCAGCAGACGCAGGGCGUGGUGUGGACGCCCUCCAAGCUCAUCGACCGCCUGGGGAAGCAAAUCAACCAUGAGGAGUCGGUUCUCUACUGGGCCCAUAAGAACGGCAUCCCGGUGUUGUGUCCAGCCAUCACGGACGGGUCCCUGGGUGACAUGAUCUACUUCCACUCCUGGCGAAUGAACAGUGUUUCCCCCCACCCCAACAACAAUUCCACCCCUGCGGCUCCCCUCCUCCUCCUCCUCCUCUCUUCCCCCUCUUCCCCACCUCCCCUCUUCCCCCCAGACAUCCGGCGGAUGAACGGUGAGGCAGUGAACGCCACCCCGCGGCGAACGGGCGUGAUCAUUCUGGGAGGGGGGCUGCCGAAGCACCACAUCUGCAACGCCAACAUGAUGCGCAACGGGGCUGACUACGCGGUCUACAUCAACACAGCGAGCGAGUUCGAUGGCAGCGACUCGGGGGCCAGGCCUGACGAGGCUGUGAGCUGGGGGAAGAUCAGAGGAGAUGCGAGUGCAGUUAAGAAUUCCCAUGUGAUUUCACCCAUCCCCUCUGCCCUUUCACCCAUCUCCUCCAUCCUCCAUUUUCCCCUUGGCCACCUGCAGGUGUAUUGCGAUGCCACCAUUGCCUUCCCCCUGCUUGUAGCCGAGACGUUUGCCCCCCACUUACAGGAGCGAGUGCAGCAGCAGGAGCAAGCAAAGCAGGAGGUGCAAGCAAAGGAGUAG
Closterium sp. Naga37s-1 is the source of this 5130-nucleotide messenger RNA. Lineage: Eukaryota; Viridiplantae; Streptophyta; Zygnematophyceae; Desmidiales; Closteriaceae. The record is from the annotation of a GenBank genome assembly.